GAUAGGUGAAUGAGUAAUAGUGGUUGGACAGGCGGGGACUGAUCCAAGAAUAACAGGGCCUUAAUGACCGCUGUUCAACUAUCCAAACUCGAAGCCCCUGCGGUCAUGGAGGGUACUCAGAAUCAGGACACAGGUUCCAUACAUCUCAUCUGCAUAGUACGUCAGCCGAUAUCUCAAAGAAGACAUACCAAGUACCAUCAAUUUUCUUAUGGCAUAAAACAAUGGCACAAUAUUCAAGAACUGUCCUUCAUCACUCGGAUUUCAUCAUUUGGUUUGCCGUGCCUUUCGCCACCAUGCCAGAAAAGUUCCCCAUAUCAGGACAGCAUAAAAUCAGGAAGCAGACAGGACAGCGACAAAGCAAGGGAAACAGGCAGAGAACAGGGUAGACGACUUUCAUCAGACCCGAUGCGAUAGCAAACGCUUCAGUUCCUCAGCUGCUUCUCCCGCGACUUCACCUCCGCCAUUGAUAAUUUCAUACU
This is a messenger RNA of Somion occarium, 479 nucleotides long. The record is from the annotation of a GenBank genome assembly. NCBI's taxonomy places the organism in Eukaryota, Fungi, Basidiomycota, Agaricomycetes, Polyporales, Cerrenaceae.